This is a messenger RNA of Choloepus didactylus (southern two-toed sloth), 4086 nucleotides long. It is a transcript of the gene SAR1B, whose product is annotated as secretion associated Ras related GTPase 1B. The coding region runs from base 159 to 755 and encodes 198 amino acids. Gene Ontology annotation, molecular function: GTPase activity; GTP binding. The transcript is spliced from 7 exons. The record is from RefSeq and is a predicted model, not a curated record. Gene Ontology annotation, biological process: endoplasmic reticulum to Golgi vesicle-mediated transport; vesicle organization; membrane organization. Gene Ontology annotation, cellular component: COPII vesicle coat; endoplasmic reticulum exit site. Lineage: Eukaryota; Metazoa; Chordata; Mammalia; Pilosa; Megalonychidae.
UUGGCCCCGCGACGCUGGCGCGCUUUCCUAUCCCGGUGGGGCUACCCCGAGGCCACCUGACAGCUGGGGGUGUCCCGACCCUAAGGACCGUGCACGGUCUUGCCUGCCACGUCGCUGACUUCCGCCGUCGGCCGGAAGCGAACCUAUAAGAUUUGGAUAUGUCCUUCAUAUUUGACUGGAUUUACAGUGGUUUCAGCAGUGUGCUACAGUUUUUAGGAUUAUAUAAGAAAACUGGUAAAUUGGUAUUUCUUGGAUUGGAUAAUGCAGGAAAAACAACACUGCUACACAUGCUAAAAGAUGACAGACUUGGACAACAUGUCCCAACGUUACAUCCCACUUCUGAAGAACUGACUAUUGCUGGCAUGACUUUUACAACUUUUGAUCUGGGUGGCCAUGUUCAAGCUCGAAGAGUGUGGAAAAACUACCUUCCUGCUAUCAAUGGCAUUGUAUUUCUGGUGGAUUGUGCAGACCAUGAAAGGCUGUUAGAAUCAAAAGAAGAACUUGAUUCAUUAAUGACAGAUGAAACUAUUGCUAAUGUGCCUAUCUUGAUUCUUGGGAAUAAGAUUGACAGACCUGAAGCCAUUGGUGAAGAGAGGUUACGAGAGAUGUUUGGUUUAUAUGGUCAGACAACAGGAAAGGGUAAUGUAUCUCUGAAAGAACUGAAUGCCCGACCCUUAGAAGUUUUCAUGUGCAGUGUGCUCAAAAGACAAGGCUACGGAGAAGGCUUCCGCUGGAUGGCACAGUACAUCGAUUAACACCAACCUGUGUCUGUUCCAGGUCUCACCAUUCAGACCUACUCAGAGAUUUGAUCACUCAGCAUAUAUAACUUGAAUUCAAUAGACUUUUGUUGGUUAUAAAACAGAUGUUUUUUAGAUUAUUAAUAUUCUAUCAACUUAAUUUAAAUGAGAAUUAAAAAUUGAUUCAAGUAAGUUUGAAUAUCACAAUGUUAGCUUUCUAAUUCUGUAAAAAUAGUUUUUACAGUUUAUAAUCUGACAUUACCCUCAGCACUAUUUAUAAAGAGCAACUUUCCAGCAGUACAUUUGAAGCACUUUUUAACAACAUGAAACUGCAAGUACAAACCAUAUUUAAAAGCUCAUCAUGUUAAAUUUUUUAUGUAUUUUUUCGAACUAGUUUUUAAAUUUUAGAUUAUAUGUCCACCUAUCUUUAGUGUACAGUUACUAAUUAGCUUAUCAAUGAUUGCAUGAUGCCUUACAGUUUUCAAUAAUAUUUUUUCUUAUGCAAACGUCAUGCAAUAAAACAAACUCUGAUGUUUGGCAUAAUCAUUGAGCCAGUGUUUCAUUUUAAUGUGUCUUACCUAGCUAGAAUACACUGAAAUUUUGAGUAUUUAUCAUUAUAUAUAUGAGGGGUUAAUGGGAAAGGAGAUUGCUUCAGAGUAUUUAGAAUAAUCUUUAAGCCUCUAGAGGCUUUUGCAUUUAUCAGGAGCACAGUUGUGGUUGGUUGCGCCUGAUACCAUGUUUAUCUCUGAAUCGUGUAUUUUUAUCAGUAAUGCUAUCUUUACCAGUGCUGACGGGUCCAUGUCUUAGUCCCUGUGUUACUGACCUUCCAAAGAAAAGCACUUCUGAUAUAGCACAGAAUGAGCCUUGGUUUGGUUGGCUCUACAACUCCAUCCCAGUUGUCUGAUUCUGAAAUGUUGCAAUCUUGUUGGUGUCUGAUUUUGUAAUCAAAGCGCCUCUUCACCAAAAAUAGUGACAGGCACCAUCUCUCCACUUCUAGAGGUACUGCCCAGUCCUUUACAUAUAAUGGUACUCCUAGGGCAAGCAACAAAGUGGGGUCUUGUACACAGUUUCAUUGUGGAGGCCUGCAAAUCUGGGGAAAAAGAAACUGCUUGUUCUGAUUCAGUUGUCACUGAAGUGCGUCGGGAUUUUGUUCCUCUCCUGUAGCUCUUUUGCAUUCUUUAGCAUAUUUUAUUUCUUGGGAAGAAGAAAAUGAAUGCUUGUUUUUAAUUUUCUUCUUUCUUAGUUGUUCUCAGAUAGCUUUUACUUUAUAGCACAAAGGUUUCUAAAUAUAAUGCUUGCCAUGAUAUUUCUGCAAGCCUCGCUUGCUAGACUUAUGGAUAAAAUUUCAGCUUGUUUUUUAAAGCAUUAUAAUUUCCUAAAAACAUAGUUAUUUUUUCCAAAUGUCUGAGAUUCCCAUAGUUAGUAAGAUAAAGUAAAAGGUAAGUGCCAAAUGAGUAUUUUUGAAGAUUCUCAAGUUUAAGAUUUCUCUCUUUGUUACAAGCCACAUCUUUUAUAGUAUGUUUAACCAAUUCUGUCAAGAAUAGAUUGUUCCAUUUCCAUUGAGAAUAACUUUAAUAUAAAAAUUAGUGUUUUCUCUAGUCAUUCUCCAAGCCAGAGUUAUCAUGGUCCUUUCUGUCAUUGAAUAUAAUCUAUGAGGCAGAUUAAGGAUUGAGAAAUAUGACUGAAAGGAAUCACCAGUUAUUUUAUUGGAGGAACUAAGCUGACAGGGUAAUUUCUUAACAUGAUAUUUGGUUUAGUAAUUUGGCUAUUCUGUUUUCCCUCUUGGCUUCUUUCAAAGUGAAAAUAAAAGAUCAUCUUCCCUGCAUAGAAACAUCAGUAGCACCAAGUGAAAAGUAGGAAAUGACACUAUAGCUUGUCGGAUUAUUCUGCAAGAUAUUUUUAAAGUACUCAUGGCUAAAGUCCUGAAUAAUAGAACUAAGCGUUAUUAACAGUAACUUCCUCUUGUUGAUAGUUAUCUUUCUUCAGUACUUUGCGACACAUGCCUUUCUUUAAGUAUUUUCUAUAAUGAUAUUGUGAUACUCCAGGUUUUAAUUAUUUGUGUUAUAAAGUAGUAUAAAGGAAAAAGCUUACUGUUUCUCUAGAGGGAAUUCUUCCUGGUACAAAAUAUCUCACUCCAGAACUCUCAUUCUAGUUCUGAUAUGGGGUCAAAGAAGCAAAUAAAGUCACUUUGUGAACCACAGGUAAACUAGCUAUUUUCCCAGUGAUGUGAGAUCCCUACGGCCUGAGCCUCUAGAAAUGAAGUGGCACUUAGCAGCAACCAGCUUUCUUCCUAGCUCCGGAGAGAUGAACCUGCAGAGCUCACCAACCAUUGGGCUUACCAUCUAGCUCUGAAAGCUCCUCCAGAGCACAUACACUGGGUCAUGUUCCCCUUCAGGAGAAGCAAAUUAAGAGAAUGGCAAGAAACAGUAUGAGCACAUGGGGAAGACAUAUACUCUCUAUGUGCUUUUGCAAACGCAUGCACCUCUGGGAUAUUUUGUGGGAAAAUGUUAAUGUCAGGGACAUAGGUAAAUUUUGUUCCUCACAUUGUAGGAUGUUAAAGUAUAGUUGUAACACUGUUGUAUACAAGUUAAGAUUGGAUACCUUAUAAAUAAGGCAGUGUUCAAAAGAUUUUCUAUUGCUGAUUUAAAUCUUAAGUCCAAAAUUCUAAAUAUAAGGGCUCAGCCCACUUUUAUAUUGUUAAAGAGAUUCUUAUUUAUCUUACAUCUUUCCAGUGACUGCUGUUCAUUAUACUUUUGGAUCAUAACUUAUUAAAUUGAUGGAUUCCAGUUUAUUACAGUGGAUUUUUAGAGUGAGAUUAUAGCACUUUUUAAUUUGGACAUAGACAUUUCCUGAAGAACAUGAAAAAUAUAUAUAUUCUUCACCCUUGGCUUAAGUGCCAAAGAUGUAUGAAUUCAGAUAUUGCCUGCAUAUAUCCUAAUUUUAGUUUUAUGUGCCUGCCUGCAUAUACAAAUUUUCUGUGGUUUACAACAUAAAAGCAGAACAUUGUUUCUUUUCCUUAGUUUUCAACUGGCCCACACUUACCUGUAGUGCUUUCCAGCAUGUAAAUUACUUAUAAAUCUUUAAAACAGGGUGAUAGUUGUAAUGAGAGUAUUUCUUGCCUUCCGUAAAAUGAUAUGAUCAACUACUUGGACACCCCAGUGUUUUUCAUAAGUUCCAAAGUAACAACAGUAUGCUUCUAGUUGGCAUGAUUUAUGAGUUUCAAGGGAAGGGUUUACAUUUUCUGAAACUGUAUUUGGUAUAUUAUUCAAUGUGGUGUUUGUCUUAUUAGUCACUUACAUGACUGGAGUUUGCAAGGAUUUAUUGCCAAAUAAAUUUUGACCAGAGUAAA